Molecule: messenger RNA, 4338 nt
Organism: Anopheles coluzzii
Lineage: Eukaryota; Metazoa; Arthropoda; Insecta; Diptera; Culicidae
Exons: 8
Coding region: 388-2658 (756 amino acids)
Source: RefSeq, a predicted model, not a curated record
AGUGCCGUGCCAGUGCGAUUCGUAGGUUCGCCGCACAAGCACGUGCUCGUGGGUGCGUGUGCUGCUCGGGCUCGGCUAAGGCUGUACGCGCGCGCGCGCGCGCUCGCACACACAUCUAUUUCACGAGAUCUUCUCUAUUCCACGAGCGUCACGUUCUCGGCGAUAGUUGGGCUGUUUUUUUUUUUGUUUUUGUUUUUGUGUGCAGAUGCGCCCCCAAAUGCUUCUGGAGGGGUGACGGUCCCCCUGGCAUCUCAUCUGGCGGGACAGCAAAGAGACAAAUCGUGCAGUGCAGGUGCUGAUACGGACAAUUGACAAAUUUGCCCAGCACAGCAAUAUACAACUACCAACCACUACCAUCACCACCACACGCCGCCAAUCUCCGACGGUAUGAACAUGAAGAAGUUCAUGACGACUACGAAAACGCCAGCAGCGGUAGCAACAGUUGCGGGUUCGUCGCCAUCACCACCGGCAGCGUUCGUCUGCGAGACCAUGCCGCUGCAGGGAGCCGUCCGCAACGGCAGUCCAGCGUCCAGCGAGCGCACCGAGGACCCCGCCACAUCUGGACCACCUUCAACUCCUACGCCAACUUCAACCGCCACUGGCCGGCCGGGUGCGCCGCUGGACGAACCGCUGGCCACAACACAAGGCGCGGCAAACGCGAAAGGUUCCUGCUCGCUCGGCCGAGGCGCACCGUCGACGGUGGGCGACACAGCGUCCACCUCCACAUCCUCCUCGACCGGGGUGGUGAAGAUGUGCGGCUAUUUGAAGAAGAAAAGAAACAAAAUGGGCGGCUGGCGCAAGCUGUUCUUCAUACUGCAGAACCAGCUGCUGCUGUCGUACUCGUCCCGGGACGACUACGAGAAGAAGCUCGCCCCGUUCAAGGACAUCAUCAACCUGGUGCCGGGCACGAUCAUCAUCCCAACCACUGGGCCGCGCUUCACCAUCGAAACGAACUCGAAGCUAAUGUACACAUUCCGCUGCGACGAUCACCGGAGCUGCUCCGAAUGGAUAAUGGCCCUGCUGGACAGCCUCACCGUGGCGAACGGCGGCCACGGUACGGACCGUAACUUCAGCUUACAUAAUGGUUUCCACCGGUCCACGCUGCCGAUGACGUCCUACUCACUGCCGGCCCUAAGCUGCCAGCCAUUCGCCGGGCCGGUUGGCCGGCUGGGCGGACCGACGCUGGCGCUCAAGAAGCGGGCCCCUGAGCCACCGAUGGUGCGGUCUGGGCCACCGAAGCCACCGCGCAGCUUCCCGGAGCCGGAGGUGCACGAAUCGAACGACGAAGAUGAUCUCAACAACAACCACGUGCUGGGCGGGAGCCUUACCAGACUGGACGGCCCGUCCAAGUCAAGAGUGGCCAGUGCGCAGAUGACCAGCAGAGGUGGAGAUGAGGGCGAUAGUGGCCGGUCGGAGUCUGCUGCCGGCGAAUCGAGCGCUCCCGCCGCCGAGACGAAGGGUGCCGAUCGCUUCGAGGGUGUCGAUGAGGAGGGCGUUGUGGCACCGGCCGCCCCCGGACGACCCCGGCCCGAAGGGAGGGAGGAAGGGCUGGAACGUGCCGCUCGGCCGAGGCAGCAGAUCUUUCGACUGCACCAGGACGUUUGGAGCCAAGCUCACCGCCAGUCGAUGGACGUGUGUCGCAUCAACAGCAUGUUCAGCGAGCGGCAGCCGGCACUGACCCGGGACGGUACGGCCAGUAGCGCCAGCUCGGCUGGAGUAAGCUUCCCCCCAGCCGUCGCCUGCGAGGCGCAUCUGUACGAGGAUGUCGGUGGGCCGUGCCCGGCGCUGGAGCCGGAACCCAUCUACGCCGUGGUGGACGUGCGGGCGAAGCGAUCCCGGCGGCUUGCCCGCACUCUGCACCCGACGACCGCCACGCCGGCCGGAAGCGAACGUACCGACGGUGGCGGUGGCGGCAAUCGGAAGGUGUCCGUCUCGCUGCCCCAGAUAUCGGACGGCGUCGAGCUGGCCACCGGCACCGAGCGGCGACCGGUGACGGCCCGCAGCUGCAGCAACUACGACGACUACGAGGACGUCAACUAUCUGUUCGUCUCGGGCCAUCAGCGGCGGCCGGCGGCCGGCACCGAGACGGACAGCUUGGGAACGGACGGGUCGCGGGAGCAGCUGGCCGCGCGCCCCGAAUCCUACGGGGAGGAGCACAUCUACGAGCCGAUACUAGUCGCCGAACGGAUACCGACCGUCCCGACGAGCGGAUCCUCCUCGUCCCUGCCUGCCCCUGCCACCGACCAGCAGCAGCACCAUCACCGCAGCCUCUGGCGGCACCUGAAGCGCAUGCAUCUGCAGGGCUCCUGGCGCCGGCUGACGCACCGACACGCCUCCGGCAGCCCCAAGCCGGACCUGGACGGCCGCUCGACGACCGCGACCGCACUGGAGGGGCUGGGCCGCCGGCUCGACAGCCACCGGCGGUCGAUCAAGAAGCGCAUCAAGAAUCUGUGCGAACGCAUCGAUCCCGUCGGCACGAGCGCGUCCGCGACCAGCCAUCGCCAGCCGGAGGGAGGCGACGAAGCCGACGCCACCGCCGCUGCCGCCACUGAGCAAAUCGCCGAAUCGUCCAGCGGGGUCGGGUCGAGGAAGUCCGUAUCGCUGGACAGCUUUCUGCUAGCGACCGGCCAACAGCAAGCGUCCGUGCCCAGGUGUUAGCGCACUCGGAGGACGUCACGUGGCGCCACGGCAUUGACGCCAAACGUCUCCGCACGGCUCGUCGCGGGCCACAGGCAGCUGUAUUUUAACGCAAAGCGAGAUGGGGUGCGGGGUGCGGCAAGGAGGACAGCAUCUUAGGAGGUUAGGAUUUUAACUUAGGAUGAGCCUUUACGGCUACGCGCUCGUCUGCAACGAGACAAGCGAAACACAUUGUGCUAUUUUAGUGUUUUUUUUUUUAACAACUGACAACAAAACUCUCUAUAAAAAAAGAACAGUGUGUACUUCUUCUUUCCGUGCCUUUCUGGCUUUUCUUAAUAGUGAUGGGAAAAAUGAAGUCUUUGUCGGAAUCGAUUGCAGCAUCGGAAUCGGCUGCGGCAUUAAUUCCGAGUACGGAGGUCCGAUUCCGAGCUCCCACCACUAUUUCUUAACUCGUGCAACACCAUUUGCUUUGUUUUUGUCUCUCUCUGUGUUUUUGUUUUUCCUCUUUUUUCGCUUUAUUGCUUUUCUUGUUCAGUUUACAACCUUCUUCCACUUAAGAUUCUUCCAUCUUGUUUUUCCUCUCCUCUUGUAUAUAUAUCUAUACACAGCUUCCUUCUGCUAGCACACGUUCGUGUGUGGGUGUUUGUGAUUCUUUUGCUUCUGUUUCUGUUGCUUGAGUGUACUUUACGGUCACGUGUCCUUUUCUUGCCUUUUUCUAGUUUGAUUUUAUCAAUAAUGUUCAUUUGCCUAUACCAUACACACACACACACGCGCGCGCACACACACGCACCCUAAACCAAGCGCGGGUGGUGUGCGGCGGGGGUGUGCGAGGAACAGAUAAAAAUUAAAUUAAAAAUAAAACAACAGUCGCCCCCUUCUUCUUCCGCUUCUUCUUUUGCUUGCCGAACGUGCGAGCGAGGUGGCUGGAAGCCGGUAAAAAGGCAUACGAGACGCAGUGGCCCUGGGAUCCUCUCUUCGUGCUCCGCAUGCUCCUAACGCUCUAUAAAUUGUCAUUAUGCAUAAUAAUACCUUUCUUCGUUUAUUUAUAUAUUUACACAACACCUGUUACUGCUUUCUUUGCCUGCUAGUAGCCCCCCCCCCCCCUGUCUCCUCUUCUCUUCUCUCCCCAUCCCCCUAAACCUUUCCUGUUUGUGUGCCGCCUUUGGGGGGUUUGGAGCCUGCGCGCCCCGUGAUACCGUUGAAGAGAGGUUUCUUGUAUCAUUUUUAAAUAAAAAAUAAUAAUAAUAAACCACAAACGCAAAACGUCUAAAGAAGCAAACAUUAUCACGCGCACAGAGUGAAGUCGUUUUAUCGCUCACUUCCAUCUGCUUUCGUUUUUUUGCUUUUUGUUUUUUGAUAACCCUCAAAAACACCGUUUGCCUUUUUAAAAUCGCUUGCGCCGUUAUUUUUUUAACCGUUUCUUAUAAUUAUAUUUGUUUGUUAAGUAAAGCAGGCUGCUAAUGUGUGAUUCUAUUUGUUAAGUAUUGUGUACCUCCUGUUUUGUGUGAGUGAGUGUGAAAACCCACCCAAAACAACCCACCACCACCCACGAAAAGCCACCACCACUACCCCCACCCAAGAUGCAUUUCAUAUGCCGGACCGUGCAUAAACAACGUUUUGAUCAGAAGUAACAAAACAAAACCGUACACGAUUCACUAUCGAUAAUGCCGGAAUGUUACACACUGGAAGAGAAAGAAAGAA